CAUCCGGGCGCAGCGAGGGGGGAGGCGGCGGGAGGCAGCGCGGUGCCCCCGCUACCGCCGUCGGAGGCGGUCGGGGGGCAAGUGAACGCCCUGACCGUCCUGGCCUUGUUGGAGAAACUGGUAUCGAUGUUGGAAGCGGUGGAAGGGCAACAGCGGCAGAUGGAGCAGAGGCAGCGGGGUUUGGAAGGGGCGGUGCGGGGUAUUCAGGGAGACCUGGGGAAAUUGUGCCGCAGCCACGGGGCGACGGGGGAAGCGGUGGAGAAGCUGCUGGAGAAGUCGCGGAAGGUGUGCGCCCACACCCGCGCCGUGCGGGAGCGGCUGGAGAGGCAAUGCGACCAGGUGCGACGCCUGGAGCAGCAUCAUGCACAGCUGCUCCGGCGAGACCGCUUCAAGGUGCUCAUCUUCCAGGAGGAAAAUGAGAUCCCUGCCAGUGUUUUUGCAAAAGAGCCUAUUCCCAGCAUUACCGAAGGAAAAGAGGAGCCUGUGGAUGAGAACAAAACACUGGAAGAAACCUUGCACACAGUGGAGCUGUGUUCAGAUGAUGAAAUGUUUCAUGAGGAAGAUGAUGUGGAUGACAGUGCAGAGGAGAAAACAGAAGAAUCGAGAGCUGAGAAAAUUAAAAGAUCCAGCCUCAAGAAGGUAGACAGCCUCAAGAAAGCAUUUUCCCGCCAAAACAUCGAGAAGAAGAUGAACAAGAUCAGCACAAAGAUUGUCUCACCUGAACGGAGAGAAAAGAUCAAGAAAUCACUUACUGUACAUCAUCAGAAAUCCUCCUCUUCAAAGAGUUCGGCUUUCAAAGUAUCUCCCCUCACAUUCAACGUGAAGAAAGCCCGUGAAGAAGAAAGCCCUGCUGAAGCUGAGGACAGACCAACAGAAACUACAAGCAACGACCAAGCGGAGAAUGAGGAUGAAGUGUCAUUUGCCGACAUGCACUCGGAUAUGACACCUACCACCUCGCUGACCGAGGAGGGCAAAGCAGUAGCCGAUUCUCUAGAGAAGGAAGCCAGAAUGAAAGGGAACGCCAUGAUGAACAACAACAUCGAGCUGUCCAUUGUUGAAGAUGAUGAAGAGUAUGGGACACCUCUAGAAGUUUCUAGCCAGAAACUGUAUGAUGAAAGAAACAAACCAGUCGGCGGGGAAACAGAACAAUCUGACGAAGAAACGACCCAAGCAGCUGUCCUGCAGAUAGACCAAACAGCGUAA
Molecule: messenger RNA, 1203 nt
Organism: Nipponia nippon (crested ibis)
Lineage: Eukaryota; Metazoa; Chordata; Aves; Pelecaniformes; Threskiornithidae
Gene: CAVIN2
Product: caveolae associated protein 2
Cellular component (GO): caveola; cytoplasm
Molecular function (GO): protein kinase C binding
Source: RefSeq, a predicted model, not a curated record